AUGAGGUGGCUGCCGGUGGUGCUGGCGUGGCUGCAGCUGGCCGAGGGCGCGGUCAGGAUCAGCCUAAAGAAAGGCCUCUCCAUCCGGGACCAGAUGAGGGCAGCUGGGGUGCUGGAUGAUUUCCUGAAGCACAUCAAAUACGACCCAGUGAAGAAAUACCAGCCCAGCCAGGGCUCGGUGGUGAGGGAGCCCAUAGCCAACCACCUGGAUUCCUCCUACUUUGGGGAGAUCAGCAUCGGGGAGCCCCCCCAGAAGUUCCUGGUGCUCUUUGACACCGGCUCCUCCAACCUGUGGGUGCCCUCCACGGACUGCAAGAGCCCUGCUUGCUUCAACCACGCCAAGUUCCAGCCCAGUGCCUCGGCCACCUUCAGCCCCAGGGGCCAGUCCUACAACGUGUCCUACGGCAGCGGCUCCGUCGCCAUCGUGCUGGGCUCCGACACGCUCAGGAUCCAGAGCAUCACGGUGCGGGAGCAGGAGCUGGGGCUGAGCCAGGAGGAGCCCACGCAGCCGUUCUACUUUGCAGCCUUCGACGGCAUCCUGGGCAUGGCCUUCCCCUCGCUGGCUGUGGGGGGCACGGCCACGGCCCUGGGGGGGAUGCUGGAGCAGAACCAGCUCGCUGAGCCCGUCUUCAGCUUCUACUUCUCACGCCAGCCCACCUACGACUACGGGGGCGAGCUCAUCCUGGGGGGCACGGACUCUCAGCUCUUCCAGGGGGACAUCACCUGGGCCCCGGUGACACAGAGGCUCUACUGGCAGGUGGCACUUGAGGAGGUUGCCAUCGGGCAGUCAGUGACCGGCUGGUGCAGCCAGGGCUGCCAGGCCAUCGUGGACACGGGGACAUUCCUGCUGACCGUGCCCCAGGAGGACAUAGAGAGCAUCCUGGAGGCCCUGGGGGCCCAGGAGACCAGCUAUGGGUACGCUGUGGACUGCAGUGACACCCAGAGCAUGCCCCAGCUCACCUUCGGCAUCGGCGGCGCUCGGCUCGCGCUCCCCCCGGCCGCCUACGUCCUCAACAGCAAUGGCUACUGCACCCUGGCCAUCGAGGCCACCUACCUGCCCUCCCAGGACGGGCAGCCCCUCUGGAUCCUGGGAAACGUUUUCCUGAAGGAAUAUUACACCAUCUUUGACAUGGCCAACAACCGCGUGGGCUUCGCCCUCUCAGCCUAG
This is a messenger RNA of Camarhynchus parvulus, 1167 nucleotides long. It is a transcript of the gene PGC, whose product is annotated as progastricsin. Gene Ontology annotation, biological process: proteolysis. The record is from RefSeq and is a predicted model, not a curated record. The coding region runs from base 1 to 1167 and encodes 388 amino acids. The transcript is spliced from 9 exons. Gene Ontology annotation, molecular function: aspartic-type endopeptidase activity. NCBI's taxonomy places the organism in Eukaryota, Metazoa, Chordata, Aves, Passeriformes, Thraupidae.